AUGGAAUUCGGAAUACCAGACGUUCACGAGGCGUACUUUGAUCUGACCACUGGAUCUCAGGACACCGGACAGUACCUUAAGGUCACCUGGGAUACCUGGGACGUUAGACCGCACUGUCCGUUCGGGUGGCGGGCGUGGGGAGACUCCUGCUACUAUUUCGGAAGGUCUGAUGUUCCGUACGAAACAGCAGUUUCAGCUUGUCACAACAUGGCAGCUCACGUGGUUGAGAUCAACAGCGAAGCUGAACAGGAGAUUCUCCGCGUCAUCACAUCAGCCAAAGAUGGAGACAAAUACUGGGUCGGACUGCGCUACUCUCAGUCUAACUCGUGGUACAACUGGUGGCACCAAGUUCCGCUGGCCGCGCAGUCGUCCUGGUGGUCUGACGGCACCAACAGAACGGCCGCGUUCGGCAGCGACACCUGUGUGAUUAUGGGCAGAACUGCAGGGUUCCAAUGGACAACUCAGCACUGUGGUCUCGGGGCCCGGGUCGUUUGUGAAACCGAUGGACGAAUCUGUGGGACGUUUUUCAGCAUCAUCCGCACGGUUUCUACCGACGCCCGUCCCUGGGUGGAGCUGAUUUCGGUCGGGGGCUCUACGUGGCAGCAAUAG
Branchiostoma floridae (Florida lancelet) is the source of this 609-nucleotide messenger RNA. RefSeq names its product C-type lectin domain family 6 member A-like. Lineage: Eukaryota; Metazoa; Chordata; Leptocardii; Amphioxiformes; Branchiostomatidae. The transcript has 5 exons. The record is from RefSeq and is a predicted model, not a curated record. Bases 1 to 609 code for a protein of 202 amino acids.